AUGCCCAAUGUGGACACUAGGGAACUAAGAAGUACUUUGGCCAUUGAUGAUUCCAUGAUAACCAGCUGUAGUCCAAGGAGCAGUGAGCAUGAUCUUGAUAGUGAUGUUGAUUCAGCUAACAUGGAGAACCUCCUUCUUGAGGAUUUGGACCUGUACAUGGAUGACAUCAAUUCCCGUCUGAUUGUCUCGAGGAUGGUGGGUAAUUCUGUCAUCAGGGGCAUAGUGAAUGCCAUAGCAGAGGACUCGGCGGAGACAAUCUCUUCAAAGGAAGCCCAGAUUGAGGAGCUGAACAGAAGACUACAACUUUAUGAACCCAUUGCUGGUUUGAGGGGGGCAAGCCCAUCUCAGGUGCAAUUCACCCGUUUGGGUUUGAGGGAGGACGAUGAUGGAAUGAUGGGUAGUCUUAAUAUUGCUGCGGAGAAGCAUCUUGAGGUGCUCAAGAGAGAAAUUGAGUGGAUGAGGAGUUCAGAUUUUUUGAAGGGUACUCAGUUGGGCCAAGGGAGGUCCUUGGAGAGUUUGACCCAGAUGGACAAAAACAUUGAUGCCUUGAGAGAGAUAAUGGGCAUUAUAUUUAAAAACAGCAGCGAAAUGAGCUCUUUAUUGAAGGAGUCUCUUAAUGAACAACAGUGGCAGCGGGAGAUUCAAAGGGAGGUUGAUAGUGCCAUUGUACAGAACAUCAUAAGAGAAAUGAGGGAAGGAUUUGAGACGAAAUUGUGCGAACAGACGAGCCUUUUCGACGCUCAAAAUGAUUAUUGGCUGAAAAAAGUUGGGGAGAUUUCAGAUUUACACCAGGAACUGAAAUUUGUUUCAAAGUCCAUGUUGAGCAUUGAACCAGAGCACCAUCACCACCUCCCUCAUGGUUCGCAAGAAUCUUAUGAAGAAUGGGAUAAUAGCAAGAAGAAAGAUCAUGUAUCCGGGAAACUGUAUGGAUACAGUGCUGUUACUGAUUCUUCCCGUGUGGGUGAAAAUGGGGUUGUGUCUGAGGAAAAGUCUGGAAAUACCGCCCCAGAAAUUGCAGAAUCCUCCCUGUUGUUGCACCUGUCAAAGGAAGAGCUUAUAAGCCAUUAUAAGACUGAAAUAAGCGAGAUGAAGAGACAACUAGAGUCUUCCAUUCAAGAAAAAACUGAAGAAUUAUUUAGAUGGAAGCGACAAUUUCUCAAAGAAAGGGGCUUUUCGCACACUAAGAAGGAGAAAGAGCUGGAGGCGCUGAAGAAAAGGCUGCCAGAUAUAAGUCUUAGGCUGGAUGGGGUAUUGCUUGAAGCCAAGAAUUUUUAUGCUGUUCAAGAUGAUCAUGAUAAAACAUUUAGUUUUAAGCAAAGAAUAGAUGGGCUGCUGUUGGAGAAUAAAAGUUUGCGUGAUUUGCUUGCGAGCAAAAGUAAAGAGGUGGAUCGACUUGCUUCACAGGUUUCUGAGGCAGCGAAGCGGAUGACAAAGUAUUCUUCACUGGAGAAGACCCUCUUGAAGAAGAAAAGGAAACUCGAAUGGGAGAUCGAAGAUGCAGAGACAGAAACCUUCAUCAGAAGCCAGAUAGAUACAUGCAUUUUGAGUGAGCUGAUUCAUGAUUCUGAGUGUCGAGGGGAAGAUGCACACACAGAGACUGAGAUUAUGGAAAACAUUUAUGGUGUCAUUUUGGGAGGAUUGAUUGUAGAUGCCCGAUCUUUGGUUAAUUCUAUCAGGGUGUGUGCGGAGAAGAAUAACAUUUUAGCUGCAGUUGUCUCACAAAAGGAUAAGGCCUUGGACCUGGAAGUAGAGAAGGCGGAGCGAUUGAGGCAAGAAGUUGCAUCAUUGUCUACCUUGGUGAAUGAGAGGGACAUUGCAUUAUCAUCGGAGGUAAAAAAGUCAGAGACAUUGAGUCAAAAACUUGAAAAGGCGGAGCAGCUGAAGAAAGAAGUCUUAUUGUUGUCAACUUUGGUUCGUGAGAAGGAUAUUACCCUAUCAUUGGAGGUAAAAAGAUCCGAGGAACUAAGUCAGGAGCUUGUAUCAUUACGGGGAUUCAUAGAAGAGAAGAACAUGCUCAUAGUAGACUUAGAGUCUAAACUAAGGAAGCAAGAGCAGGACCUGGACCAAGAUUCUGAAGAACUUUCUAAGCUGAAGGCCCAGGUAGAUGAACAAGAAAGAUCACUUUGGGGCUACAGGGCGGAAUCAGAUUUGGUGAAGUCUAGGCUUGAUGAGGCCAUGAAAAAAAUCGGUCAAUCUGAUGCAGAAAUUUUUAACCUAAAUCAGAAACUUGCCCUUGCAUCGAACAACAUGAGGGAAGCAGAGAAAGAGAAAAUAAUGCUUUAUAACAUCAUCCAAGAGAAGGAAAACAGGUUAUCUUCGGCCACAGCAAGGGUUGAUGAACGGACUCAGCAGAUGGAAUCUAUUGUAGUCUUUGUUAAGGAGUUGUCAAGAUCAGUUGUGGAAUUGGAAAGGAUCAUCUUGCGAAAGCUUGAAAGGAGAAGUUCCAGGUCCUUCUCUCAAUGGUCAUUAUCUUUUCUUUGUGGGUUUUUAUUGCCACGUUUAUUGCCACGUUAAUGGCCAUUAUCUUUCAGAGUUUGUUUCCAAAAUCGUGUCACCGCUAGAUCAUUUAAGCGCCAUCGUUCAAAGAAAAAUUACUCAGCCCACAUCAUAUCCUUCCUUCACGCUCUAUAUGCAUCAUCGGAUAUUUAAUAAGUCAGAGGGCUUUGCCCACUGACCUCUCAGUUACAAAUUCUACUUUCUUCAUCGCUCUUGACCUGAAUUUGGUUAAGGGUGUUCGAUUAUUGUGUAUCUCCUCUGUUUCGAAUGCGACUCCUCCUCACUGGACGAAUGUUUAAUUAUAAAAUGUUUAAUUCUGUCCAUGGGGAGUUAGUAAGUUCUCUUAUCUAGGUCUUUCAACUGGAGAUUUUAUAUCCCGAGAAUCUUGGCACUGUUCAUGGAAUCAAUCACGACUAGCCCUUCCUCCCUUUUCAUUACUGAUCCGGCUUACCAAAUGGAGGCAGGUAUCAACUUCUCCUACUCUCCCAAAGAAAAAAUAAGGAAAAAACAUGGCCUGAGAUAGCUCCUGAUCCGUUCCCAUUCCUUUCGUGAACUUCCAGAACCCCACCCCACCAAAAUAUAUCAAAUGGCUCCUAAUCCAGGUCAACCAAUUUCGGAAAGUUGAGUUAGGGUAUUUGUUCCUGGGAUCAGUCAAUUACAGAUCCUGGCUCUAUUUAGGGAGAGGAGGCCCUUGACCCCAAAUGGCUGAUCAAACGUUGUUAAAUAAAGCUUGGGUCACAGCCUAUACACCUAACCCCAAUGCUGGCAGACAAAGAUUGUCUCAGGCCUGGCUGAUCCAAGCCAAUCCAACUUCACCGUGCUAAGUCAUGCUAAUCAUUUGAGGACUAUCUUGGAACAGGCCUGGGGUCCACACGCAAGCUCAAGCCGUUCUUUUUCCUCUGGUAUCAGCAUUGUUUUCUCUUAAAUGGGAUUUUGGUUCGGGGGGAUGGGACAUUGAUUGAAAACUGGUCCUGGGGAGGAAAGCAGUCUCAAAUCUUGGGUACUUGGGUUGCCUGUUCUGGGAGACAAAGACACCCUAUUUUUUUUUGAUUCGGGAUCAUUCACAUGGAAGACUAUCAAACUGAAUCAAGGUGGCUCAUCUUGAGGAUCAAAGUUUGGUAGUAGUAGCAGGAAACCUGCCCCUGAGAAAUGAGCACUCCUGCGAGCAUGCAUACCGUCAUUCGGAAAGAACAUCUUUCCACCCCACAUUUUCUCUGCAGCCAAAGAGGGCCUACCCGAGACACUCUAUAACCCAUCCAAUUGUCAUGAAAUUUGAAACUGUCUCCAUUACCCUUGACAGUAGUUUAAGGGACACAUCCUCUGAGUGAAUGAUGAUGUGGUCUCUAAUAUAGCUGAUUCUUGUCUAUCUUUAUAUGUAAUGAUUUAAUCAGCCUUAAUGAAUUUUUUUUAUUAUCUUGCAUCCUAAUGCCGAUGCCUGGGAGUCUGAAAACUUCAAAAUACACUGGCUGCUUUACUUUUGCAGGCUGGAGGAAUUGUUCAGCGAAUGUGAUGAGCUUUCAAAGCUGGCCAGUCUCUUCAAAAGAAGAGAAUUGCAGUACAAGAAGGAGCUUGAGAUCAGAUAUCGUGAUCUCCGCAAGGAAAUCGAGAUCAUAGUUUGCAAUCACGAAAGGGCAGAAAAUGAGGUAUAACCAUAGGGAAUUCAUUUUUUUAUGUGAGAAGCAUUGGAGUCUAUAUUAGAGCUUAUCUCAGUCGAUUGGUUGGGGAAUAGAGAAAGGGGUGAAGAAAAGGGAACAAGACACUCUGAACUGGAAUUCUCAUUACCUCGUGACUCCCAUUUUGGGUUUUCUGCUUAGUUAUUUUCCAUUGAAGAAGAUUAUUUUAAUUGAAUGUCGAUUGGAUGUAUGUUCUCCAGUUGUGGUACAGAGACCGCUUUGCCUUUGCCUUUGGCCAACUGUCCAACGGGUCUUGCUCUUUGAAUGCAGGUUGACCGCUUAGGCGAUGAAGUGGAUGAUCUCAUAAGCGUUCUUGAAAAAGUUUGCAUCGCCCUCGAUCAUUACUCUCCUGUGCUGCAACACUACACCGGUGUAAGUCCAAAUUUCACUUCGGAAUAUGAUUUUUGAGUUUUUUUUUCUCUUUAGAAACCUCUAUUUAUUUAUUUUUAUUUUCCAUUGAAGCACCAUGUUUGUGCCUUCAUCGGAUCUAGAUAGUUAUAUGCUCUGUGAAACCUUCUUGUGCCCUCUUUAGUUUUGCUCAGUAAUAAUUCGGGGUUAUCUUACGGAGUUCUUUUCUUUACUAAAGCAGUGCGUUUUUAAGUUUAGUGCUCUUAAGCCUGACUAAGAGCUCUUCUCAUCCAUGGAUCUGCCCACUUCGAUUCCAUGUUAUUUUUGCUGUCGACUUAAUCCACGGGUAUUAUUUUCUGGUCGCAGGUCGUGGAGGUCUUGGAAAUGGUCAAGAGAAAGCUGAAGGAUGUGUGCAGGGAGACCCGGCCCACGGCGGAUGAGUGA
Molecule: messenger RNA, 4961 nt
Organism: Spirodela intermedia
Lineage: Eukaryota; Viridiplantae; Streptophyta; Magnoliopsida; Alismatales; Araceae
Source: the annotation of a GenBank genome assembly